AGGGUAUACGCAAACCAUUUGGCGCUUUUGCUGGGAGAGAUAGGCUAAUUAAUACAAGUGCACACGUCCUUCAGAUUUCCGAGUUGCCAGGUUUUCCUUUCGUAGGUAGCCUCUUGCUGAGGCAUUCCUCUUCAUUUGCGUCGUCCACGCCUUCCUGGUUGAUUUCCUUCACUUACCCCCUACAGUUGACAUGCCAUCGCUGAUAUUGAAAUACAUCGUGAUUGGCAACACGAAUGUGGGGAAGUCCUCACUUCUCCUCCAGUAUUGCGAAGAACGCUUCAAUGAAACCCAUCGCAUGACGGUCGGGGUGGAGUACGGACUCAAGUCGGCAACCGUCAGAGACCAAAACAUACAAAUCGAGAUCUGGGAUACCGCAGGGCAGGAAGCUUACAUGUCCCUAACAAACAGAUGUCCCCUCUUCGCUCCCCGUUUCUCAGUUACUACCGCAACGCGGACGGCUGCCUGAUCGUCUUCGACUUGACCCAACGCGAGAGCUUCGAGAAGGUGUCCAAAUGGGCCGAACACGCGCGCCAGUACAGCAACAAUCCCCACCUGGUCUUUACCCUGGUCGGGAAUAAAGCCGACCAAGCGGCCCUCCGACAGGUGGCGCGGGAAGAAGCAGAAGCAGUGGCGGCACACCAGGGCAUGGAAUGUAAGGACGCGUCGGGUCAGAGAUCGCCCGCCUCCGUCCUCCCUCUUGUCCUUUCCCCUCCCUCCCGCUAAACCGGGAGGUAACGGCCAAGGACCACACGGCCGUCCAGGGUCUUUUCCAGACGACGGCAGAGAGAAUCUUUCAAGCCUUCGAGACGGGGGCAGGGCUCAAGGGAGGGAUGGGGGGAAGCGACAUCGUAAUCGAUGGGGCCGGGAAAAUCCGACUGCGCUCUUUCAAUUCCUCCCUCUCUUCCUCUGCCUUCGGCCUGUCGCCAGGGAGGUCCGCCCGGUCCCAAGAAAUGGCGGGAAACAGUGGGAAGGGGAGGUGUUGUUAAGGUAACGGAAGGGAAAAGGAUUUUUGCAUAUAAUGGAAUGGGAGGCAGGCAGAGGUCUGCUGGGAGGAAUAAGAAAGACGGCAAGACGCCGAGUAGACAUUGUGUGCAGAGCGCACCACAGUCGCACAAGAAAAGCAUCGAAGCAAAGCUUUCAAUACGGGGCCACGAG
Molecule: messenger RNA, 1155 nt
Organism: Nannochloropsis gaditana CCMP526
Product: rab family gtpase
Exons: 6
Coding region: 409-723 (104 amino acids)
Molecular function (GO): GTP binding; GTPase activity
Source: RefSeq, a predicted model, not a curated record